This is a messenger RNA of Penicillium subrubescens, 996 nucleotides long. Its product is annotated as amidohydrolase family protein. Gene Ontology annotation, molecular function: carboxy-lyase activity; hydrolase activity. The record is from RefSeq and is a predicted model, not a curated record. Lineage: Eukaryota; Fungi; Ascomycota; Eurotiomycetes; Eurotiales; Aspergillaceae. The coding region runs from base 1 to 996 and encodes 331 amino acids. The transcript has 3 exons. Gene Ontology annotation, biological process: secondary metabolic process. Gene Ontology annotation, cellular component: cytoplasm; cytosol.
AUGGAUAGAAUAGAUGUGCACGCUCACUGCGUGCCACCGGCUUAUCGAGAGUGUUGUCUACAGAAUGAUUUUGCAGGAAGAGGAAAGCCAGAUGGCAUGCCGAAAAUCCCUGACUGGGACCCCGAGACGCAUAUCGCAGUGAUGAAAGACCUAGGCAUUUCAAGGUCAAUACUCAGCAUGUCGUCUCCAGGUACUCAUCUAUUUCCCAGCGACGACCAGAAGGCCCGGUCUUUGACAAGAGAGGUGAACGAAUACAUGUCAGAGGUCUGCACCAAGUACAAGCAAUAUUUCCACUUCUUCGCAUCGCUUCCACUUCCAGAUGUUGAAGGCUCUCUCGCUGAGAUCGAUUACGCUAUCGACCACUUGGGUGCUGUGGGAUUUCAGAUUAUGACUAACUCCCAUGGAAUUUACCCUGGAGAUCCGCGAUUCUGUCGUAUCUAUGACAAGCUGAGCGAAAGGAAGACUAUCGUGUUCUUUCACCCUACCAGUUGCAACCUUCAACGGGGAACGGGGUCGGUCGAACACGUGAAUCCCCUUGCUGGAGUUCCCAGUCCGCUCAUGGAGUUCAUGUUCGACACCACUCGAGCCCUUACCAGUCUUUUGACAUCUGGUACAGUUACUCGAUGCCCAGGUAUCAAAUUCUUAAUAUGCCACUGUGGUGCAACCUUCCCACCGAUUGCGGCACGUAUUGCGGAAUUUUCUCAGUUCUUGAUCGAGGACGGAGAACUGAUGACACUCAAAACAAUCAAAAAUCUACUUCAGACUCGCUUCUACAUUGACCUUGCUGGUGUACCAUUUCCAGAUCAAAUCCAUGGUCUCCUCCGACAUAUGGACACCACCAGAUUACUUUACGGGAGUGAUUAUCCAUUCACCCCAGCUCCGCUUGCAAAGUCUUUGGCGAAGAGAUUGGACGACGGGCUGAAGACCGACUUUGGAGCCGAGACGCAAAAGCGCAUUCUAUUGACCAAUGCCCAAGACAUGUUAGACAGACGUUAA